This is a messenger RNA of Geodia barretti, 1098 nucleotides long. Lineage: Eukaryota; Metazoa; Porifera; Demospongiae; Tetractinellida; Geodiidae. The record is from the annotation of a GenBank genome assembly.
AUGGGUCUCCGUGUGUACCGCAGUAGUUUAUGGAGGAUCCUGUGCCUCCUGUUGGUGGUAUUCGGAGUGGUGGUCCCGUGUCUUCUGCUAGUGGUGACAGUGAACGUGGACUCAACCCGAUCAAACUACUACACGGACCAGUCCCUUCACCCGUUCAGCACGCACGAGCGAAAGCCGCUGGACUACCCCGACCUGCGGGAAGCCAGCGAACUCCGACAACAGAUCAGGGAGCUGGAAGACAUUCGCUCCUCGGUGCGAGACGAGCUGCGAGUGUUCGAGCAGCAGCGAUCGAAACUGAGCGCAGAUAUCGAGUCGCACAAGGAGAGCCUCGCCCGCGUCAAGAAGGAGCUCACUGCCGCUAAGAUGGAUCUCCAGGACAAGCGGGGGCAGUUGUCAAAGAUCUCGCCCAGCCUCGCGGAGUCACUGCGGAUCGACGCCCCAGUCUCUCGCUGUACCCUUGACCUCUGUUUCAACCUAGCCAGGUGUCCACUCACUCGUCCGUUUUCCGUGUUUGUCUACAACGAUGCAAACCCUCACCUCUUCCCCGUUUCAUCUCGCCACGGUAACGUCGUGACUGAUUUCGUAACAGACUUGAAACGAACAGGUUCUUUCACCUCCGACCCCACCGCUGCGUGCGUGUUUGUGGCCAUCCUUGAAAACCGAGCCAGCUCCGGGGAAGACAUGCCGCGAGAUCUCCAGACCAAGAUACUAUCUCUGGCCCACUGGGGUGGCGAGGGUGCUAAUCACGUUCUGAUCGAACUAUCCACCAGUAGAGAUACCACGAGCUCGCUGGAUGCAGUAUCGACCGGGCGUGCGAUUAUUUCUCGUAGUAUCGUCUCCCCGGUCAAACCGUUUCGAUCCGGAUUCGACGUCCUUCUCCCUCCUCUACCGACUUCGGAAGUGACGUGGCGAGACCUGCCCCCUCUCCUCCCGGUGUCGAGAGAGAACCUAAUCUAUUUCCACGGUGAGUACGCCCCUCCUCGUCACCCCAGUCCCAGCUCCCUGGCCCCUGCGGACGUCAAGAGUCUCCAGCAGGCACUGGACGGGAGGGAGAAGAUUGAUAUCGAGCUGCGUGCCCUGAAACGGUCGCAGGGGUGA